Messenger RNA from Ectocarpus sp. CCAP 1310/34, 1815 nucleotides. The record is from the annotation of a GenBank genome assembly. NCBI's taxonomy places the organism in Eukaryota, Phaeophyceae, Ectocarpales, Ectocarpaceae.
AUGUCGCCACGGCUGAGCUCAGGUUCACCGAGGAAGCGUUCAACAGCAUCGGAUAAUGACGGUUCGGUUGUAGGAUCGAGCGAACCGGUCAGAUAUCCCGCCAAUCACGCUGGGGCUCUGCCACCGCUGAACCUCCGAUGUGACCCGGGUGCGGAUCUUUCAGCCAAUCAGCCUUCACCCAACGGGCGGCGGUCGGUAAACGCGGCAAGAGACAGCAAGGACGGCCAAUUGAGGACCCGUGGAACCUCGCUGAAGGGCGCUGCGGUGACGUUCGUAGCCGCGGCAACCCUACGCGACUACCGACGGAACACCGCCGCGAUGCACGUCGAUCUGCUCAGGGUAUUCGUACCAGAUAUACUCAUAAACAUCAUCAACAGCUACUAUUCGAACUUGGUGAAUAUUGUCUAUUCCUUCGGCGGUGACAUCAUCAAGAUCGCGGGGGACGCGCUGUACUGCGUGUUUAUGCCCGACGAACACGACCUGAGGGGAGCAGUGUUGUGUGCGGCCUUGUGUAGCAUGCAGCUUCGGGAGGUUGCCGCCGACGGGCUUACCCUACAUGUUGGAAUAUCGUGCGGGGAACUGUGCUUCGGGAUUCUCGGAGGCAUCGAUAACUACUGGGAAUGCCUAAUGAGCGGGGUUCCCAUUGGCCUGGUGGCAGAAGCUCUAGACGAAGCCAAGAAGCAGGAGGUAACCAGUGACGAGGAACUCGUAACCGUGGGUCGACUUCCAGGUCCAGGGUACCAUUUCUUACGAGGUCGCAGCCUCAGUCGUUCCCCUCAGGUGGUCGUGAGCGUGGAGUGCAUGUCCAUCAUCGGAGACUGCUGCCGGGGGACUCCACUUCCGUCCCGCAACGUCCUCCUCCACACCUUGGAGCCACCCCGGAGGGAAAAGCGGGGAAGCGUUCGCAUGGCCAACAUGAUCGCCAACAAGGGAUUGCCGGUGGAGUUGGAGCCGACGGAGGGCUUGUUUCCUGGGGCAGCAAAUGCAGCUGCAGCAGCGGCGGCGGCCGAGGCGGCAGCUCCGUUAGGGGCAGGGACAGGACAAGGGGGGGCGAAACGGGCAACACCUGAAGGCUCAUCGCCCCAACCGCAGUCUCCAACAAGUUCAGUUGGGUCUGUGGCGGCGACUGCUACAAGCGUAGGCGAAGGUGCAAGCGCGGGUGGCAGGAAAGUGGGGGGAGCGCGAGGGACCGGGGGGGUUGUGGAUGCGAACGCAGCAUGGGUCAGCUCCAACGCCAAGGCGAGGGAGAGGAAAGCGGGGAGCAAGUUACUUGGAGAUGACUCAGUUCACGCGCUAGGGGCGGCGGGAAAAAUGAGAGUCGAGGUUUCGUCUGCAGUGUUGCCCGUGCUCCAAGGCUUCGUGCCAGGCCCCGUUACCGACUUGUUGGCGAUCCACCUGACGACCAUCCAGAAGAUUCUAGCAGAGCACGAAGGGUUCUUGAGGCAGUUCCUCGUUGAUGACAAGGGGUGUGUGCUGAUCGCAUGCUGGGGAGUGCCCGGCCGGAGUUAUCCCGACAACGGCAACCGAUGUCUUGCCGCCGCGGUGGAGAUACACGCAAGUCUCCAAGUCAGGGACAUGAAGACAAGCAUGGGGAUAACGACGGGCCAUGUGUGCUGUAACGAGACCAUGGUUGCCCUGUUCAAGCGUUUGGACCCGAUGAUGCUCAAGGGGAAGGAGCACCCCAUCGCGCCCUUUGUGUGUCUGGCGCAGCAAGGUUCUGACAUGUGGGAGACGCACAAGCAGCUGAGGAUGAUUGGAAGAAUAAACCUGCAAAACUCGGACGCCCCAGUCUCAUUCUUUGAUACCUCGUGGUGA